This is a messenger RNA of Penicillium cinerascens, 501 nucleotides long. RefSeq lists its product as uncharacterized. The transcript is spliced from 3 exons. The coding region runs from base 1 to 501 and encodes 166 amino acids. NCBI's taxonomy places the organism in Eukaryota, Fungi, Ascomycota, Eurotiomycetes, Eurotiales, Aspergillaceae. The record is from RefSeq and is a predicted model, not a curated record.
AUGACGACGGCCGUUGAUGUCAUCGGCAUCGAGCACUUUUCAUCGGCAUCCGCCUCUUUUAUCGACCCCCGGUUGAAUAUCGCAAACAUUGGCAUCAUGGCCACUCCAAAUAACCCGAAAAACGAGCCCACGUGCAACGAACAGUCUCAAAAGAAACAAACAUACUCUGAGUGGACGAAAGAAAUAUACAAUGACCAAUAUGAGAAAUGGAUGCCAUGGGUAGAGGAUCAAUACCUCAAAUGGUUCGGAAAGGGCGACAACAAAUCUUCCUACGCAACAAAAGUUGGGCAAUUCGGUUCAAAGGAGGGGAUCAACCGAGCCGAGAGGAACGGCAAAGAUAAAUCAGGGUCUAAAGCAGGACCCGCUGCAAGUUACCUUGAUGCUGGCAAGGAGAGAGCUAGCAAUGUGGGAUCAGGUUUGGCCAAAGGCGCUGAGUCUGCUCAGAAUGUUGCCGCGGGAAGUCUAAACAGUGUCAAGGGCUUUUUGCCAGGAGGUAAAUGA